UGGUGCAGGAGUUAACAUGACGCUGGUUGCGGAUUGGCUCGCUCUUGUCCAAUCGGGUGUUGAGGUGACGGUUGCCCGGGCUGUGGAGUGGUGGGGGUGACAUGGCGCAUUGGACCCGCUUUGAGAAGGAUCAGGAGAGGGAUGUGAAGAAGCUGGUGUCCUGUCUGAGCGGCCUGCAGGAUGACAAUGACAAGAACUUCCAGGUGGCCCUGCAGUACGCCUGGUCCAAUUUCAGAUUUCAUCGAUACCUGGAUGUAAGCAGUCAGCAGAUUCAAAGGACUUUGGAUGGGAUGUAUGAAAAGUUUGUGAUUAAAUCUGAUUUGAGUAAAGCAGAGAGCUGGAAGAGGCUGACUGAUGAGUUUUUAAACUUUCCUCUUGAAAACACUGAAGGGACACAGACUAAUGCCCACUAUGCCGUAUUGUCUCUUCUUCUGUGCCUAUCUGACUCUCCGUCUAGAAAUGAUUAUGUUGAAAAACCAAGAAAAAAACAAGCAGAAGAAGAUGAGCCAUUUGAUUGGGGAAAAUACUUAAGGGAAGGUGAAGACUAUGGGUUAAGUCCUGAUGGAGAUACCCCGGAGUGGUCUGAUGUGAGUGAGCAAGAAGAUGAUGAAGAGACACUCAGCAGGGAGGACUCUGGAAUUCAGGUUGAUAGGACACCUCAAGAUGAUGCCGAUAAGAAAAGUGCUCCCCCUGUUGUGUCAUGGAAAGUUGGUGAACCAGAUGCCCGAACCUGGCUGGAACAGCAUGUCGUUCAUCAGUACUGGACCUCAAGAGCAAGUAGAUUUUCACACAGCUUACACUUGCAUUCUAAUCUGGCAGCUGUCUGGGAUCAGCAUUUAUACACUUCAGAUCCGCUAUAUACACAUGAAGAAAAAACAUUUGUUACUGAAACCCAAGUGAUUCGUGAGGCUCUCUGGUUACUUUCAGGUGUGAAAAAACUGUUCAUCUUUCAGUUAAAUGACGGGAAGGUCACUGUGAGGAAUGACAUCAUUGUGACACAUAUGACGCAUAACUGUCUUAGGUCUGUUCUUGAGCAAAUAGCAGCAUAUGGGCAAGUAGUAUUUAGGCUGCAGAAGUUUAUGGAUGAGGUUACAGGUCACUGUUCUGAGAACCCAUUGCCAGGAACUCUACCUACCACCAAAAAAGGUGCUGAGGCUCCAUUCCGAACUUACCAAGCCUUCAUGUGGGCACUGUACAAGUACUUCAUGAGUUUUAAGGAAGAGCUAACAGAGAUUGAGAAAUGCAUAAUUAACAAAGACAAAACUGUCACAUUGGCAAUGGUUGUUGACAAGUUGGCUCCUCGGCUAGCACAGCUGAAAGUGUUGCAUAAGGUUUUCAGCACAGGUAUAGCAGAAGUGCCUCCUGACACCCGAAAUGUCGUGAGAGCCUCUCAUCUUCUUAAUACGCUGUAUAAAGCCAUUUUGGAGUACGACAAUGUAGGAGAGGCAUCUGAACAAACGGUGUCGCUCUUAUUUUUUCUGUGGGUUGAAACUGUGAGACCCUAUUUAGAAAUAGUGGAUGAAUGGAUUGUUCAUGGACACCUUUUCGAUCCAGCAAAGGAAUUCAUUAUUCAGCGAAAUAAAGAUGUUCCAGUGAAUCACCGUGAUUUUUGGUAUGCAACAUACACCUUAUACAGUGUAUCUGAAAAAACAGAGAAUGAAGAUAAAAUGAGUGACAAUGCCAGUGCCAGCUCAGGUAGUGACCAGGCCCCAGCCAGCAGGCAGCACACAAUGGUUUCUUUCCUAAGACCUGUUCUCAAGCAGAUCAUCAUGGCAGGAAAGUCCAUGCAGCUGCUGAAGAAUCUGAAGUGUAAAUCUUCCCAACAGCAAGACUCAAGAGAUGCAGAUAGGAAGAGCUUGUACACAUUGUUCUUGGAAUCUGUGCAAUCUCGUCUCCAGCAUGGGAAAGACUUGGCACCAGACAGCAUUACGGAGCAGCAAGUUAAUAAGCAGAGUCUAAUAAAAAUGCAGUCAAUAGUGGCUAAACACUUAGAACUGAAUGAUGUACACGAUCCACUGCUGGCUAUCAAUUUUGCAAGGUUAUAUCUGGAACAGAGUGACUUCCUAGAGACAUUUACCUGUGAAGAUGUCAGUGUGGAUAGGUCCUCAGAAUCUGUUACUUGCCAGUCAUUUGAACUAACCCUUCGGUCAUGCCUCUACCCACACAUUGACAAGCAGUAUCUGGAGUGCUGUGGAAACCUCAUGAAAACCCUAAAAGAAGAUUAUAAACUGGUAGAAUAUUUGAAGUCAAUGAGAAACUUCUUCCUUCUUGAAGCCGGGGAUACAAUGUAUGACUUUUACACCUCCAUAUUUGAUAAGAUCAGAGAGAAGGAACCAUGGCAGAAUGUUGUUUUUCUGAAUGUACAGCUACAGGAAGCAGUGAGUCAGCGGUACCCAGAGGACAGCGCAAGAUUAUCCAUUUUCUUUGAAAAUGUUGAAUUGGUUAAAAAGAAGCUUCCAGUGAAUACAUUAGAUGGUCUUGUACUGAGUUAUAAGGUACCCUGGCCUGUAGAUAUUGUUAUCAGCUCAGAAUGUCAGAAGAUCUAUAAUCAGAUAUUUUUGUUGUUACUGUUAAUAAAAUGGGCAAAGUACAGCUUGGAUGUCUUACACUUUAAUGAACUGGUGAGUGCAGCUGAGAAGGAACCCCCGAAAGAAGACUUGGGCAGUGAGCAGCAAAUUCUGUCCCAUCUCUUACCAGAAGCCGAGCCAAAACAACAGCAAAUUCAUCGCAUGUUCCUUCUUCGAGUCAAGCUCAUGCAUUUUGUUAACAGUCUGCACAAUUAUAUGAUGACCAGGAUCCUUCACAGUACAGGCCUGGAGUUCCAGCAUCAAGUAGAAGAAGCAAAAGAUCUUGAUCAGCUGAUUAAAAUUCAUUAUAGAUAUCUUUCUACAAUUCAUGACCGCUGCCUUUUAAGGGAAAAGGUGAGCUCUGUAAAAGAAGCAAUAUUGAAAGUGAUGAAUGUUGUUCUGAUGUUUGCUGAUCGCUGGCAUGCUGGUUUAGGCGCUUGGAAGGCAGAAUCUAUUGUGAAGAUGGAAUCUGACUUUACAAACUGCCACAAAUUUCUUGUCAAAGUAUUAAAUAAAGCAGUCUGUAGAGGAUCAUUUCCACACUUGGAGUCUUUGGCUUUAUCACUAAUGGCUGGUAUGGAACAAAGUUAGCACCAGUGCAGACAGAAGACGAUGAAGCCGGCUAAUUUUGU
Molecule: messenger RNA, 3199 nt
Organism: Nanorana parkeri
Lineage: Eukaryota; Metazoa; Chordata; Amphibia; Anura; Dicroglossidae
Gene: TUBGCP5
Product: tubulin gamma complex associated protein 5
Exons: 24
Coding region: 102-3158 (1018 amino acids)
Biological process (GO): meiotic cell cycle; spindle assembly; microtubule nucleation
Cellular component (GO): centrosome; spindle pole; gamma-tubulin complex
Molecular function (GO): microtubule minus-end binding; gamma-tubulin binding
Source: RefSeq, a predicted model, not a curated record